Acyrthosiphon pisum (pea aphid) is the source of this 875-nucleotide messenger RNA. It is a transcript of the gene fws, whose product is annotated as Conserved oligomeric Golgi complex subunit 5 four way stop. NCBI's taxonomy places the organism in Eukaryota, Metazoa, Arthropoda, Insecta, Hemiptera, Aphididae. The transcript is spliced from 5 exons. Gene Ontology annotation, biological process: intra-Golgi vesicle-mediated transport. The record is from RefSeq and is marked provisional. Bases 143 to 724 code for a protein of 193 amino acids. Gene Ontology annotation, cellular component: COG complex.
GAAUAUGACUUCGACACGUCGUAUUCGGAACUCUUAACUCGUCGAGUUAUAGCGUUUUUCGUUAUUUUUUACCUAAAAUACGCAUUAAUUUAUUUUUUGACGGUCAUAUGAUUGACAAUUGAUGAAUUGAACUAUCUAUGAAAUGGCUGCACCAAAUAUUUCUGAUGUGUCUCAUACACUAACAAUAUUAGAAGAUGAUUAUCUCUCUCAAUUUAUAACAAUUAAUACUGAAAAUAAAUGUAAGAACAGUGUUGUACAGCUUACUGCAGAAGAGCAGUUGAAAAAAUUGAAUAAAGGAUUAGAAUAUGUAGACCAACUUAUAUGUGAUCAGACUUAUGAUAACCAUGAAGAAUUAUUUAAUCAAGUGACUUGGACUGAAAAUUUAGAAUCUAUUAUAAAUGAAAUAUCAUCACAAAUCCAGAACUUGCAAUCAUCAAUUGAACUACUGAAGUGUAAAAUUGUAGAUUUAUUCGUUAAAGUUCAAACUCAAGUUAUCAUACUGAAUAGGUUACAUGCCAUUUGUGAUUUAUUAAGGAAAAUUAUGAGAACACAAAGUCUAACAUUACAAGCACUAGACAAAGAAAAUGUUAUGUCAUCUCAUUCAAUGUUAGAAAUUAAAGAACUAAUUGAAGAUAAAGAUUUGAAAGAAAUAACAUUUUUAAGCAAAGAUUUAAUUAAAUUAAGUAACUUUUGUGAAAAAAAAAGUAUGAUUGGCUUAAAAUGACACAAAUUUGUUAUUUGUUAUUUAUAUAUUUUGUAAUCAAUCUUAGUUCUUAUGGUUAAUAUGUAUUAUAAUGUAUAAGAUUUCCUUUACGUUUUCUGUUUUCUGUUUAAUGUGUUUAUUAUACUCUAAUAAAAUUAUAAUAUUUAUUAAA